This is a messenger RNA of Tachysurus vachellii, 1362 nucleotides long. RefSeq names its product alkB homolog 6 (gene alkbh6). The record is from RefSeq and is a predicted model, not a curated record. The transcript is spliced from 7 exons. Lineage: Eukaryota; Metazoa; Chordata; Actinopteri; Siluriformes; Bagridae. Bases 294 to 977 code for a protein of 227 amino acids.
GAGUCACCGAAGAAGACGAAGAAGAAGCCAAAGCUCCGGCAGCGAUAUUACUUUUAUAUUUUGAUUAUUUUUUCGUGCCCUGAAAUAAUUAUUGGAGCUUCACGCAGGUAGAAAUGGGCAUAAAGUAGUAUUUUAUGUGCAGUUAGAGUCUGUUGCUCGGUGACGUUGCCUCGUCUGGACGGCUGAUACAUGGCUGUGUGUCAAUAAUCCUGCUUGUGUUUACACACUAAAUAGUGCACUAUGUAAUAAAGUUCGGCGGUUUGGGACGCGGCCGCUGCUCCUGUAGCUUUAUCAUGGAAGAGAUUGAAGGAUUCAUUGUUAAAGACGCUCCACCCACUGUUUACUACAUUCCGGACUUUAUAACAGAAGCAGAAGAAGAGUAUCUUUUACAGCAGGUGUACAAGGCCCCCAAACCCAAAUGGACACAGUUGUCAGGAAGGCGACUACAGAACUGGGGAGGGCUUCCUCAUCCAAAGGGGAUGAUUUCAGAGAAGCUCCCUGAUUGGUUGCUAAGCUACACCGAGAAGAUAUCAGGCCUUGGAGCAUUUGCAGGGAAAAGCGCCAAUCAUGUGCUGGUGAACGAGUACAAGCCUGAGGAGGGCAUCAUGCCUCACGAAGACGGGCCUCUGUAUCACCCCACAGUAACGACCAUCACUCUGGGAUCUCACACGCUGCUUGACUUCUACAGACCCGUUGAUCAAACACAGACUGAAGUUCCUCAGACGGAGGAGAGCCGCUACGUGCUGUCUUUGUUACUACAGCGUCGCAGUCUGCUAAUCCUGCAGGACGAGAUGUACGAGUGCUACCUUCAUGGGAUUGGCAGCGUUGCCAUGGAUACUCUAACGGAGAGUGUGGCAAACCUGGCACUGGCAGGAAGACGGGUGGGUGAGACGCUUUGCCGCGGAACCAGAAUCUCCCUAACCAUCCGUCACGUGCCCAAGGUUUGCCGUGCCAACCUGCUGCUCGCCAGGAAGUGACACGAUCACCACCGAGCCGGGCAAACUACGAAGUGACGCUCUCAGAGAGCAAAGCGAACCAGCAGAUAACCUCUGCAGUCAGGACCUCCCUUCCUUUACCGGUCACCUCGUCGUCGUCUACGUUCUGCUCGGAGUUUAUUCAGCUGCGAGAAGGAAACGGUCUUAUUUGACUGUACAUCAUUUCAGCCUGUCGUUUGUGAGAAUAAUUGUCUUGCUAUGUGCAUAAAUCUGUUGUAUUACUGUAUUGUGUCGAUUUUUUCUGUCUUUAUCAAUGUUGUGAGUUGUUUGGAUGUCAUUUGAUGCCAAAACAAGAAAAUAAACACAUUAGACCGCAUUCAUAAAACGUGUUAAGCCUUAAAAUAAAGUUUUAUUUCAGGUGUUUAAA